This is a messenger RNA of Arachis stenosperma, 801 nucleotides long. RefSeq names its product basic leucine zipper 43-like. The record is from RefSeq and is a predicted model, not a curated record. Gene Ontology annotation, biological process: regulation of DNA-templated transcription. NCBI's taxonomy places the organism in Eukaryota, Viridiplantae, Streptophyta, Magnoliopsida, Fabales, Fabaceae. The transcript has a single exon. Gene Ontology annotation, molecular function: DNA-binding transcription factor activity. The coding region runs from base 118 to 702 and encodes 194 amino acids.
UAUCAUCUCAACCCUCUAAGCAAAACCAUAUAUAGUAUUCAUAUAUACAAUCCUCAACACAAAAAUCACCAUAUUUUAUACCACUUUUUUGGAAUAAAAUUCAUUAAUAUUGAAGGCAUGGUUCCUAGUGAGACGAGUAAUCUUCAUAACUUCUACCUAUCACAAGAAAACCAAGUCUUAUUUCCACCAAACUUUACCUUAUUACAAAAUGAUAUCUCAAACAUUAACCUAAACUCCCUCUUAACCCAAUUUCCAAGUUACUACCUACAACAUUCAUUAGGGUAUAAUAGUAAUAAUAGUGAACUUCUUGUUCCUCCUUCAUACCUUAGUAGUAAUUCAACAACUUCGGAUGAAGCUGAAGAGAAUCAACUCAACAUCAUUGAUGAGAGGAGGCAGAGGAGGAUGAUAUCAAACCGCGAAUCAGCACGAAGAUCGAGGAUGAGAAAGCAAAAGCACUUGGAUGAAUUAUGGUCGCAGGUUGUGAGACUCAGAAACGAGAAUCACAACCUUAUUGACCAACUCAAUCGUGUCUCCGAAUCUUAUGAAAAGUUGCUACAAGAGAAUGCGUGUCUUAAAGAAGAAGUUUCCGAUCUUCGUCGAAUGUUUACGAAACUCCAAAUUGCAACCACCACCACCAUUUUUUCCGGUGGUAGAGAUGAAUUCUCAAACAAUAACUCAAUUAACUCUAGGGAAUUGUUAUGAAAAUGAGGCUAUUUUGAACAUUAUAAAGAUAUAUACUAUAUACUAUUCUCUACUAGAUAUAUAUCUACUUGUGUGAUGAGUUCCUUCUUUGUUUUAUAU